Plasmodium cynomolgi strain B is the source of this 15111-nucleotide messenger RNA. RefSeq lists its product as hypothetical. Gene Ontology annotation, biological process: actin filament bundle assembly. Gene Ontology annotation, cellular component: actin cytoskeleton; plasma membrane. The transcript has 8 exons. NCBI's taxonomy places the organism in Eukaryota, Apicomplexa, Aconoidasida, Haemosporida, Plasmodiidae. Gene Ontology annotation, molecular function: actin filament binding. The record is from RefSeq and is a predicted model, not a curated record. Bases 4498 to 10680 code for a protein of 2060 amino acids.
AUGCUGGAUGAUAAAUACGUACAAAUGUUAAUAUCGAAAAAUGUAAAAGCAAAAAAUAGGGUAGACAAAAAAGGUGAAGCUUGGGAAGAAAAGGGGAAAACAAACAAGUAUAUUCUACACCUGCAGAAGCUAUACAAAGAGUUCAAGUUCGAGGAAUGCUUAAAUUAUGGAUUAGAAAAUAUCGAAAAAUUAAAAAAAAAAAAUUAUGUAGGAAAAAUUGAAUUCUUAAAGAUAAUAGGAAAUGUUUAUUUUUAUUUAGAAAAUUAUAAGUACAGCUCCCUUACGUAUAUUUUGUUGUCCAAAUAUUUGAACAAAGUCUCCGAUGGAUAUAAAGUAGAAAUCUGUUACAAUGCUGGGGUUGUGUUUAUAAGAUAUUUCAUGCAGAGCAAUGACAUUAGUUACUACUUGAAUGCCAAAACGUCAUUUCAUUGUUCGAUGUUGUAUAAUGAAAAAGGCAGUAAACACUUUAAUCCAACGAUUUAUGAAAACACUGUGGGAAUACUCAGGCGACAUUUCCCCUUAGGCGUAAAGGAACAGACGAAGGAGGUGGACGAUCAGAAUAGCCUUUUUGCUAAUUCGUCUUAUGAGAAUAUUUUUUUGGAGAGCUGUACAGAUUUGACUGCUUCGUCCGAUGAGAAGGAUGAAGCGGUGGAGCGAGAAGCGAAGGACUCCCAAGUGGAAGACCCUCAGACAAAGGAGUUCUUUUCCCUUGCGGAGUCCAAAUCGUGCACACAUAAAAGCGAGACGCACAAGUGGGAUGGGGAUGCCAAAGGGGGGAAAGGAAAAAACCAGGAGGGUGAAGAGGACGUCUAUUUUGACUCGAACAAUACAGAAACGUUUUCGAUUUAUGACGACAGUGUUGACAUGCGAAAUUUCGUCUUAAGGAAAAGUGACGCCCUGGCGAAGCUGGAGGAGGAAGCCGCUUUGCUUGAUGAGAAAAAGGCCGCUCUGCCUGAGGAGAAAAAGGCCGCUCUGUCGAAGGAGGAAAAGUCGCCCAAUGGGAGAAGCACGCCAAAAAUACAGCUGAAAGAAGAUAGACAAGACCAAACGGUUUUGUCGGACCAUAACUUGGUGAACGUAUCAAAUGAGGAAAGCAAUAUGACCAACAAUUUUUGCAAUAAUUUGAAGAACAUAUUAUUUAGAAAUCCCGUAAACAGCUUCUUAAAAAAUUCUCCCCCCUCAAUUGUAAAAAGCAAAUCCACCAGUUUUUUAAAAAGCACUCCUGGAGGUAUCUUAAAGAGUGCUUCCCACAACAUUUUGAAAAAAUCGACUGACACCAUCAUUAGCAAUUCUCCCCUGAGCGUCCUGAAGAACAACGCCUCGCCAAUUUUUGGAAACAGUGUCUCCUACAAGCGAUUGUCGCAACAAAAGAGCAUCAUAAAAUGUAUGCAAAGGAGUACAGAUGAAAGGAUCGAUCAGGAAGGUCCUAAGACGCCGUCUAAUUCGAACGAGUGUAGAGCUUUUGACUUUAUUCCACCAAUUGAAAAUGAUUCAUUGCAACAUAAAAGGAGAAAGACUAAUGAGGAGACUCCUCUUUCUCGUUCUUGUGAAAAUAGUGUCGGAGUGGGUAGCGAUAUUUUUCUCUGGGCGAAGGAUAAUAAAAUGUGCACUUUUGAUUACUGCAGUGUUCAGGAGAAGGAAGAAAUAAGUGACAGCGUUGGAUAUGGUGCAAAGGGGGAUGUGCUGAUGGACAAAGCGAAGAGUGGCAACCUAAGGGAGGAAGAACAGGAGGGAAAGUUGCAGAGGGGUAGGACGAGAAGGGUUAAAGCGGAGAAGGACGCGAUGGAAGAAGGAGAAGUGGGAGAGGGGCAGAUCCAAAAUGACACGAUCAAACGGGGGAAGCCCAAAAGGGAGAAGCCCAAAAGGGAUAAAGACAAAAAAGGAAAGGCAGGGAAAGCCAAAGCAAGAAGACCGAGUGCCCUGUUCGAUGAACUCUUUUCAAAUGAAUCCUUCAAUGGAUCCAUUCUUAGCAAGGUAAGGAGAGCAUGCAAAGAAUAUCAGUCCCGUUUAAUCAGUGAAUAUUAUCACAUUUACCACUUGAAAAACAAGAAAAAAAAAGCGAAACAAAUUAUAAAACGGAAAAGAAUUGCGGAUUUGUUUCAUGAUAUAUAUGAAAUAUGUAAAAAGAACAAGCACGAGUUUUUCAUGAAAUUUGUUGAUCAAGAGACGCGUAGAAAGGGGGUGUCAGACGGAAGUAUAUCUCGACAGGGACGAGUGAGGAAGCGAAUUCUUACGAAUGAUAAGGGGAUUCGCAGUCGGGAAGAGAUAGAAUGCUGCACGGGUGAAGUUAGCCCCCAUGAGUGUAACGCAAAUUUGAAGAUGUUGGAUAAAGGUGAAGUGAGUAGAGAAGGCACCAGGAAAGGCAGCCUUCUCAUUCCUUUGGGAGCAGGUAGAGACCACUCGGUGAAGCAGGAGGAAAGGGGCGACGCGCCUCAUAGUCUACGUAAUUACGAAGGAGAGACGGUGGACCUUUUAGAAAUGAAUUGCGUGGAGAAAGGGGGGCACAAAAAGGAGCUCCAAUAUGAGCAAAGAAACGAUGUGGAGAGGCAAAGCACAUCCCCCUUCUUCGACUUGUCCCGCUUUGUCAAUCUGUACAGUGAGAUCAGGAGUAGCCGCAACUACACGCGCGGAGAGAAGUAUGAAAAGGAAAAAAAAGAGAUCGAAGAAGUGAUCAUCCUAAGUAUUAACAAAAUAAAUAAAAAAAGAAUCAGAGAUAAAGUAAAGAAAUUAAGUUCGUACAACAAUUCGAUCCUAUCCAACAUUGGCGACAAGUAUAUUGAUGACAUGGACGAAUUAUUUCUUAUAAAAAAUUAUGAAAAAAUUUUAAAAAGCAUCAAACGAAAUGACAGCAUAAGGCAUAUUUAUUAUUUAUAUGAAAAUAUGUAUGCCAUAGAUAAAUUCGAUCAUAUUAAUGGGAGUAAUUUUUUUAACAUUUCUCAUUUUAUUAUCGACAUUUUGUUGUUGAAACAGAUAAAACAGAAGGAUUAUUUGAAGAAAAAAAUGCACAAAAUGAAGUACUCUUACCAUAAUUUUUAUGCCAUUUAUGACGGCGCUGAUAGCGGCGCCCUUUUUAAGGACAUCCUAAGGAACCUGUUUAAUCCCCCCAUUAAAGACACCGUCAAGGGGGACCCUAAAACGUUGUCAACUCGUAUUAUGUGUACAAAGCACCCACAGGUGGGCCUCAAUUUUUUGCCUUUCAUUUUUAAAGAUAAAAGAAAAGAGGCUGACUUGAACGAACAGAAUGAUCCGUACAUUAACGUCAAAUUCAGUUCGACCACCACUGUUAAUAACAGCGACACAAAUUCGUACACAAAUCAGAAGAAGGAGGAACUCCUGGGGGAGAGGAUGAAUGAGGUGUUGUCCGGUGAAAGACACAACAGUGAGCAAGUGAGUGGCGGCGGGACGAACUCGUGUUUGUUUUUAAAAAACAAUUCCAGCGCAGUGGUGAAGGAGAGCGGCGCGAAGGAAGAGGACGUGAAGGAAGAGGACGUGAAGGAAGAUGACGCGAAGGAUAACGACGUGAAGGAAGAGGACGCAAAGGAAGACGACACGAAGGAAGACGACAUGAAGAGUGGCACAGGCGACACGAGUGAUACGACAGAUAGGAAUAAACUAAUUUUGCGUGAUAUCUUCAGCACGUCGAGCAGUAGCCAGCAUGGCGAAUCCAACGCGAAUAGCAUAGUCUGCAUGACGCGCGCAUUAAAGUGCGAAACGGAAAAGCUGUACCUCGAAAUGGGUAAGGAAGACGAGGAAAUUUUGGACGUAGAAAAAUUUUACGAACACAUGAAUUUGUCAAAUGCGAGUAGUGACGAAGGUAGGGCCAAGGCGGAAGAGAUUGUCCUGAUGCUCUUUUAUCACUACUGUGGUGAGGGGUGUGGAGGCGACUCUAGCGUCAGUAGCGACCGCAAAGUAAGUGACGAUCGGAGAGACAGUAGCGACCGCAAAGUAAAUGGUGAGCGCGUUGCUGAGUGCACCAUAAGAAGGGCCCUGUUUAAAAUAUUUUUCUUCUUCACAAGCAACGGCAUAAUUAAUAAAAAAAAUUUGCAAGAGUACGUCACCUUUUUGCGGCUGUACCAGUUUUAUCUGGCCAGUAUUAAGUGCGACCCUUUCAUCUACUUCUACCACAACAUUGAAAAGGACUCCGAGAAAAUAGUGAACUCCAUGAAGGGGAAAGAGGUAGUGCACCAAGAUUUUACGUCCUCCAUCAUGUUCGAUAAUUACCUAAAUGUGAUUCACUGCCAUUUGUACAUGCUAAAAUUGUUGCACAAGUCUUACCUGAAUAAGUUGAAGAGGAAAUACACAUACGAUAAAGUAAAUUUAGAAUCUAUGAUUAAUCACACUUUUAGCAUAUUAAAUUGCCUCCUAAUUAAGUACAGUUAUGAUGAAGAGUGUAGGGUGGUGAGACGGCGUGUGGUAUUUUUAUUUUUGAAGUUCCUUUAUCUGAACUCGAAAUAUUAUUUUAAAAAUGUAACUUUUUUUUGGAUAAGUAUGACAUAAAUGGGUGAAGAGAAUGUUGUGGAAGAAGGACUGCUAAGGAAACGGCCAUACGAACAUGAGGAGCAGAAGGGAGAUCUACACAGUGGUCAAGCAAAUGCAAAACAGGGACAGCUUCCUAGGGAGGGAGAGAAACAAAGGAGUAGCGAAGAGGAUGGCAUAUUGGAUAAUCAGGGAGAUGCUAAUGAAGAGGACCAUCAUCACUGUGAUGAGGAAAGAGUACCUGGAGAAGAGGAACCUCUCUAUGAGGGAAUAGCACUUACAGAGGAAGCACAAGAAAGAGGUCGAAAAUGCAAAGAGACAUUGGGGGAAAACAGAGAAAACCAAGGAAAUAAGAAGGAUCCAUUUGUGGAUAAAAAGGAAUGGAGAAACGAAUUCGUAUCAAAAAAAGGACAACUCAAAAAAAGAAAAAGUACAACCCACAAUUCUUCUGUCAGCAAUAUGAAGAAAUUUAAAAAUGUAUUUACAAAGUUGGAUCAAAAUGUGAAUAUAGCCUUUUCUUCUUUUUUGAAAUGCUACCAUAAAUGCUUUUUUAUACUAAACUUGCGAUUAUACGAAAAUGACAUGUUCAGAAGAAUUGUGUGGAAGGUAGCCCAGCGAAUUGUCCUAAGAGAAGAUAAUUACGUUAAGAGGAUUUACAGUGUGCAUAAAAAUUAUAUAGAAAAGGAGGGGCGAAGUCGAGUAGCUUGUCAUGGCAUUGCGGACGUAGAACAGAACGACUAUAUAAAAAAAUGCAUUUGCAAAGAACUGAAAGAAAAUAGCAUCCUAAGUUUAUACAAGAAGGCGAAACAGCGGGAUGAAAAUUUCAGCCAAAGCAUUGAUUAUCUCCAUUCCCUGUUUGACACAAGACUUUGCAUGUUGUCUCUUGAUUUCGAGCUGCAAAAUAUUAUUAUUGAAUUUUUAAAUCGCUGCAUGGAGUUUAUCAAGGAAUAUUAUCAGGAACAGGACCCCCGGUUUGUGAUAAUCAACAAAAUGAUGAAUGUGUACAGCUGUGUUUUUUCUCUUUUUUAUUUGCGUCUGAAUUCCUUUUCCGAAUUUCACACAAAUAAAUUGUCCAAAAUUUUGGGGAUUGAGAAGAAUGUUUUUUCGUACGAUGAUCAGGCCACUUGGCAUAUGCUGAACGUUUUCAAUUUUGUAAAUUUUAGAUACGGAUGUUCCUACAGAUUUCUGAACACCAUUUUUACUUCCUUUCAUGUGCUUGUUAAUGUACUGGUGAAAAUUGAUGCCCACGUGGAGAUGGACAGGAAGCGCAUAGGGAGAGGGAGGUGUAAAGGGGGGACGCAGAUCAGCUCAGCGAGAAACACACAUGCCAAUGUGACGCGACUUCCCAAUUACGAACAAGUACAAAAAAUCAUUGAGCGAGAAAAAAGGAAGAAGGUGAGGAGUAAAGGAGUGCUACAGUCAGUAGGUGGAGUGCGUUUUGGAAAAGGAAUUAUUUACAAAAUUGUAAACGAGGUGAAGAAAAAAGUUACCGUAAGUGGGAAACUCAAAAUAAAAAAUAGCAUUUUGGAAAACAUAAUUGGGAAGAGGAUGAAUAGAUAUUUUGUCAACCCUUUGGGGGAGGAGGUGGGCAUGAACAAAUUGGAGCGACGAAUGGGUGAAAUGUGUGACGCAAAGCGGAUGGAAGGAGUAGGAAGCGUGCUCAGCGGCACGUUCAGCAACCCAUUGAGCAGCCCGUUCUGCGGCGCGGAGAAGGGUCUCCGCGGGGGAUACUCUUCGGAUCCCCUGUCAGCAAUUCACACCAAGUCGCAGGUAGAAACGAUCGCCGCCGCGGACAGGUGCGCAGCCAGCAAAAGCAAAAUCGUUGUGAUGGCCAAGGGAGGGGAGUUUCAAAUGAGCCAGUUCAAAUACGGCAGCCGAAACCAACGCAUUUUACAGAGCUAUGGAAAAUUAAAAAAAAUUAAAAAAAAAUUGAAGAGAAAAAUAAACAAUGUGUGCUAUUUUAAAUACAUUGCCGUGAUAAACAAGAGUCAGAAUAAGAUUUACACGACGCUUAGUCGAACCUAUGCGCAUAUUUUGUUCAUACUUAUAUCAAUUUUGCACAUUGAAAAUUACAACAUUUUGCAUUUAAGAAAGAACCAUGAUUUUUUCUUGAACAACGAUAUAUACAACACGUACUAUCUAUUUUUGCACAUCUCGAGCAGCAUCAUUUUGUUACUUUCGUCCGUGUUAAAAACGUACUUGCAUUUUAAUCCCUCUGUGAGGUUAGAUAAAGAGGAGUUUACAGGGCCAAAGCUAGGUCAGACGAAUGGCCUGAUUGGCAUCGCGAAGCGUGGGAAGAGCGUACCAAGUGUCAGGGAUGAAGAUGGUAUGGCCAUCGAAAUGGCAAGUGAAGAAGGGGGGUACAGUUCGAGGCAGCAUCAUUUAUCACAAGACGGAUCAGCCAGCAGUAAGCGGAGCAGUAGGCGGAGCAGUGCUAGUAUGAGCAACCACACAAGUGACGAUAACGAUGGGAAGUUCCGCAUGGGCCAAAAGGAAGAGGAAAACACCAGGGGGUACCAAAUUUAUCUGCAAACUCUGCUGAACUUCAGCUCCAUCAACGUUCUAUUAAUGUCCAAAAAGAAACACAAUAAGAGGAACAAAAUGAAGAAGAACAAAUACAUAUUUAUAUUUUGCAAUUUAAUGGAAAAUUUAUUACAAAAUAGUAUGUUCUAUGUGGACCUUUUUAACAACUGUAAAAAUAGAGACGUGCUAGAAAUGAACGAUGUACUUUCGAAGCUAACGAAGCUGUGCAAGGAAAAUAACAUAAUGAAUGACUUCAUGCAAAUUAAGAAGGAACUAAUUUAUCAUUCCCUAUUUAAGUAUAUUCUUCAAGAGGAAUAUAUUAGCCAUUUUAACAUGGACAAAAAUGAACUGUACAACAUGAAUAAGUGUUCCUUGAAUUUAUUUUAUUUUUCUUUAAACAUUUUGUUAACCAUUUUUAACACUGACAUUUCGAUCCAUUUAGAAAGGAGUCUACAUAACAUUCACUAUUUUUAUCACGACAAUUUGUAUUAUGAAUUGAUUUUAAAUAAUGUCAAGCGGACUGUUCGUUACAUUAGAGAGAGUUCCAAGUCGUCCUUUAACUGUAUCUUUGCAUGUGUGCUGUACUACUUGUCUAGAUGGAAGAAGGGAGGCGGGAAAAUGCUAAAGGGAAAAAACAGUGAGGAGAAAAAUAUCUUCCUCAGGAGAAACACUUCCAAUCAGAGGUUUGCCUCUUCCUACAAUAUGGAAGAGGUAAAGGGAAGCCUCUUUUUUAAUUUGUUCUCCAAGGAAGAAUGCACAAAUGAUGCUAUGCUAACAGGCAGUGUUAAUAAUUGUUGGAAGGACAAGGAGGAUAGUCACCCAAAAUGCUAUAAUCACCCAGGUGAAGCUUCAUACGGCAUUUUUAAGACGCAUGAAGGGAUAACCCCUGGGAAUGACAAACAGGUUGAAAAAGAGGUUGAAAAAGAGGUUGAAAAACAGGCUGAAAAACAGGAUGAAAAAGAGGUUGAAAAAGAGGUUGAAAAAGAGGAUGAAAAAGAGGUUGAAAAAGAGGUUGAAAAAGAGGAUGAAAAAGAGGUUGAAAAAGUGGUUGAAAAACAGGAUGAAAAACAGGCUGAAAAACAGGAUGAAAAGCAGGCAGAAGAGCAGGCUGAAAAACAGGCUGAAAAACGGGCUGAAAAACAGACCACCCACUUGAAGGCGCAGCAAAGGAACGAAAGAAAAAUCAUCAGCAAAAUUGUGUACGACAUGAUAAACCCCUAUGUGGACAUAAAGCACAUCAAGGUGCAUAACAAAAUUUACAGAAACAACCACACGAUUAAUAGCCUUAUUAACAUUUGCUUUUCAUUUUUGUUUAACAAUUUCCUAUUUUUGAAGCCUGUUUAUCCCUUCGACAUCGUUUCAAAGGAGAAGAGUGAAAACGAAUCAUGCGGAAAGAAAAUAAGAACGACAAAUUACACGCUUGACAUAUUUAGCAUGAAAAUGAGUGACAUAAAGGCUGUGGAAUUAUUCCUCUCGCUGUACAUUCACAAGUACAUGCAGAGCAUAUGUCUAGAUGUGAAGAAGUUGGUUGAUUAUAAUACUUAUAUGAAUCAGUUUUUUUGGGUGUCCAACAGGAGGAGCGUGAGUGUCUCUUUCCCCAGCAGUGACUACGCGUAUUUGAACUACGCCUCGCGCAAUGUGUACUACACGUUUAAUGACUACAACGUUCUUCAGUUUUUGAUAAAUUUUAAGAGGUCCAAAAGCGAGGGAAAGGAAUUCAUGAUGUCCUUCGUGAAAGUGUUCGAACGGAUGAUCUCACUGGACGACGAAACAAGCGCAGAUUACACGGACCCCCUGACGUACAACGUCUACUUGGAUUACCUGAAGGACCUGUUCCUGAAUGACGACUACUACUAUGUGUGCUUUUAUGAGUACAUAAAGAAUGUGUACCUGGAGGACAACGAGGGGGGGUUCCAAAUUGAGAACUUCGAUUGUUACAUAAAGGAGCUUAAUGAGAUAAACCCGUACAAAAUAAAAGAAGAAAUGAAGAGAAAAUUUGAUGAAUAUGUGCAGAAAAAUUAUCUACUUUUGACUGUAAGGAGGAGCAGAAGAAGAAGAAGCGAAAGAGGAAAAAGAAGAAAAGGAAGAAAAAGAAGAAAAACUACUCCUUGCGAUGAUUAUACGCACCAAGAUGGUAAAGGCACAGGAGACGUACAGAAAUUAACCAUCCAAGGUGAGGAAAAAAUCAAAAUUGUUCUGAACAAUAACCCCUACCACUUCAAAAACGUAUACAGGGCGUACAAAAACCGGCUGUUCAACCUUGUAAACAAAAAAAGCAUUGACUAUCUGGAAUUAAUAAAAGUGCUAAAUAAAAAACAGUACAAUCAUUUUAGCAACAUGUUUUAUUCCUCGUUCAUUCACAUUUUGAGCGAAGUGAAGUAUGAUUAUAAUAAGCAAUACAAUUUUAAUAUAGCAAAAAUUAUGGACAAAUUAAACAUUGGAUUAAAGGCAUCUUUUUAUAACAAUAAAAAUGUAAUUUUGUACUACUAUACAUUUCAGCAAUAUUUUCAUUUGUACAAAUUUUUAGAAGAUAAAUAUUUUUCUGAAUUUGUCCUCCCAGAAUAUAUAUUAUUAAAUAUUACCUCCAGAUUUGUUAAUAAUUUUUUGUACAAUUCAAAUUUGUAUCGAAUUUAUUGCUUUUUGAAAUUUUUGUAUAUUCGAAAUGUGCUGAAGCAUACGGACAUUUUGUUGAAUUUUUUGCUUUACGUUUAUUAUAAAUAUUUCCAUUAUCAUUAUAGGGGGAAAGAUGAAUUUUCUCAUCAUUUUAUUGAUUUAUUUUUGAGCAUUCAUGAGGAAUCGUAUAACAACAGCUUGCUGGUCACCGAGCUUAAGGCGAAGGAGAGCUGUGUGGAGAACAGCCUACUAGGCAGAGGAAACCUUCUGGCGAAAAAUCCACUGGUAGGGGAAAUCCCCUUUGUUGCCUCAGCCAAAGAGGGACAAUAUGGAGACGAGAUAGACAGAGAAGGGGCAAAGUGUGAUGGGACAAACAACGAAAUAAUCGAAGCAGACGAAAUGUACAACGAUGAUAAUCACGAACUUAAGGGGGGUAACCAAACACAGAGCGCAUACCAAGAGAUUAAUAACUACCAUCUGGUGUUGUCAAAUUCGCAAAACAGAUUUAUACAUCUUUUAUUUUUUAAAAUAUUAACCAAUUGUGUCAAGUCCAAAAUUAAUAUCCUAAACGCGAAGAAUCUCUUCAACAAUCUGAACUUUUUCAUUUCGUCCUACGUUAAGUACUCCCUCUUUUACACCUUUGAAGAAAAAAAUAAACCCUUCAUGGAUGCCCUAAGGCAUAAGUAUUCUUUUUAUAAUUUCCAAGCGGUGAAGAAAAAUUUGACAUUUUACUUAAAAAAUGUCUACCUUAAGAGGGACCUUUUUAACAGCGACAUCUUGUCCUUCCUCAACAUAGAGUGUGCCGUGGAGAGGCCUCAUUCUAGGGAGGGGCUGUCCAAAAAAAAUAAAAAAGAUAUGCGAACUUUGGUGCAUCCCAAUCGAUUAACGACCAAUUUGGUACCUCCCAAAAUUUGGAGCAUGUUCAUGAAGGAGAACACUUUCCAGAGUCGCUACAAAGGUGCAGCGGAUUGGAGUAUCGGAAUGACGAAACUGCCAAUAGAAAAAGGACAAUCGGUGACAAAGAGAAGGAUGUGCAUGGUGUUGAAGGGAGCAGUAAAAACGAAAUGAAUGCAGGGAGACACAGAAGCUAACUGCGAGGAAAACUAUUGGGGCAAUAAUGUAGCGAAAAUUUUGACAGACGCGGAAAACCAAAUUGUUGGUGCACAAACCAUUAGGGUAAAAAGGGAGGUGGAGGAAAAAUACGCAAAUGUGGAAAGAACCAACCAGGUAGAUGCGUUCCAAAGUGAAAAAAAGGAGGAGCAAGAGGAGGAGGACGACGACGAGGAGGAAGACGAGAAGGAAGACGCGGAGGAGGAUAAGGAGGAACAGCAGGGAGAGGAAGAAAAAAGCAAUCCCCGUGAAGGAGAAGGCCCGAAUGAACAAGUCUCCUGCUUGAACAGCCUGGAAGACGCGAAAAAGGGAUCCCACACGAGGGAAGACCUCCUUGCGAACCAAAUUAAAAUAAAAAAAGAAGAACUGAGCGAUGGGAAUGAUACUAAGGUGUCAAUAGAUUCGCUAACCAAAGCAGACGUGUUGCAAAAACAAUUUUUUAAAAAAAGAAGUAGGAAAAAGAUUUCAAAAAAGUACUAUAUCAACAUCUUAAAGUUUUACUUAGCCAAUAGGGCGCAAGAGUAUGCUCUAAAUUAUGCGGAAUGCCAGAAGCUGGAGGACAAAUCGAUUUACUUGGUGUUUUUAUUUUUAGGAAAAAUUUUUCAAUUCCUUUUUAAUUCACUCCUAUCACAAAGCUGCCAUCAGAGCGGUGAAGAUCAAAAUGACAAUAAAAGAGAACGUGACAUGAGGGCGGAUGUGAAGGAUGCGUCGGAAUGGCCAGACAGCUCCUCUACGUAUGAGAGUCUUCUUCUGUACUUUAUGCUAAUUACCAUGUGUCAUUACGCGGACAGCCUAAUAUUUCUGAGCGUUCACUUUUUGGACCUUAACCAAAUCGGUUCCAAGCAAAGCGUCACACUGCAGGGUAACUCCCAGCAGAGCAGUUCUCAGAAGGGCACCCUGCAGCAACCCUGCCACGCGAAUGACGAGAACGCGGCUUUGUCCGCCAAGGAAGAACUGAACACGUAUAAUCUGGCCGGUGAACAGGAAAGGAACGAACCUGGGGAAGGGAAUCAAGAGGGCAACAAAAAUAAAAACGAAACUUGCGAUAGUGAUAUGAAAAAGCUAAAUUAUUGUGAGAAGUUACAAAUUGAGAGAAGCCCCGGAAAACACGAAGACGGUAGGAACAACAAUCGAAGUGGCUGUGAAAACCAUUUCGAGAAAAAAAAUUUUGUUUUGAAACCGUCGCUCAUCAGCACGAGCAGUUAUUAUAUGUGCAGAAAUGAGGCAGUCUACAUUAUGAAUGGAGAUAAGGAAAGCACACAAAUGAUCAUUCCGUUCUACAAAUACGACACAAGGUUGUCGGAUGAUCUGCUUAACCAUGUGAAGGAUCUAAAUUUAAGUGAAGGUGUUAAAUAUUACACGUAUGAUGUGAAUAAUAAUGGCAAAGGUUCUGGUUCUACACUUGAUGGGGGCUGCAGUGGAGAUGCUGCGAAAAGCUGCCGCAUGGCGGAGGCACUGAACAGGGGCGAACAGGCUGACCAUUUGGGGGAUCACUCCGCGAGUGGCAUAAACCGUGAUGAGAGUAACGAGGGAGAGAAUGAAGAAAAUGGAGAAAAUGAAGAAAAUGGAGAAAAUGGAGAAAAUGGAGAAAAUGAAAAAAAUGGAGAAAAUGAAAAAAAUGAGGCAGGCGAAGCAAAUGAGGCAAACGAAACAAACAUUUCAAGGAAGAUCAGUGACCCCCUCGACGAGGCCGACAUGUUAGAGCAUAACUCGAAGAAGAACUCAGGGACAUAUAACGGACAUGCAAAAAAUGGCACCCUCGCGCUUAGGAAGAAAAAACAAAGUUUCAAUAUGUGUGUGAAUUAUUACACCGAUUAUCACGAAAAUGGGAACUCGAAUAACUGCAGUUUUCCAUCUCUUUACAAUUCCUCCAACAGCAUGGAAUAUGAAGAUGCAAACACCGACAUGGAGGUCGCCGAAGGAGGACAAAAUGGAAGCAAGCACUUGAAGGAGAACAGCAUUCGAAAGGAUGUCACGGGUGAGGUGACGAAACAGGAGCAGAGGGACCAUGUGGGAAUUACCCCUCCGCAUGACACGUAUGAAAGAGAGCUGGACGAAAAGGAUAUGAACGAAUUCAAUUACGAUGUACACAAAUUAAAGGUGGUAAUAAAAAACAUCGAAAUUAGGUACGAAGAUGUCCUUAACGAUAUAGUCGAAGGUUUAAAUUUCAUUGCGGAGAAUAAAAACUGCGGAAAUUACAACUCACAAGCAGCUUACCAUCUGUGCAUCUACUAUUUUAUGAGAAAGAAUUACGCAAGGUGUAUUCAUUACAUGAAAUUUUUCAUCAGCAAAGGGAAUUUUAAAAUUUGGCAAAAUGAUUCCUUCAACCAGGACUACUACAAUUUAUAUUGCAAAAGAGUCCAAAGGAGUGAAUUUACCUUCAUCAAAUAUUUCACCAUUGUUCUUGAAGUUAGUAAAAACGUUUUGAAGAAUGUCCUAAGCAAAAUUUACGAAGAAAUGUUGUGUGAAAAUGGGAUUGUGGUGGAGGGGAAGGGGUUCACGGGAGGUAACUUGCCCUGGGUGGAUGACCCACUCCACGGGGAUGACACAUCCAUCACGGAUGACUUCCCCUGUGCUCAUUUGGGAAAAUUCCUAGUAGAUGAAAAAGUUUUAGAUUUAUUUAAGGAAGAAAAGGAGGAAGAUGCAUCGUUUGAAACGCCAGUCAAAAAAGGGGACGAAAGAAAAACGGACGAACGCAAAGCGGAAGAAAGCAAAACGGAAGAAAGCAAAACGGAAGAAAGCAAAACGGAUGAACACAAAACGGAAGAAAGCAAAACGGAUGAACACAAAACGGAAGAAAGCAAAACGGAUGGAAGCAAAACGGAUGGAAGCAGGACAAAAGAGCCGAAAGAAACCAAUGUAAAUGAAUAUAAGAGCUCCCCCAAUAAGGAAAACGCGAUCGAUAUGAAGGAAAGGCCCAUUCUGAACGGCAUCACAAGUGAUAAGAAUGACCCUGCUGAGGUGGCAGAAAGGGAAGAAGUGGCAGAAAGGGUAGAAGUGGCAGAAAGGGCAGAAAGGGCAGAAACGGCAGAAGUGACAGAAACGGCAGAAGUGGCAGAAGUAGCAGAAGUGGCAGAAACGGCAGAAGCGGGCAAUAGUGUGCCCAACCAAAAGAAGAACAAAUUGAGCGAAAUCGAAAAUAAGUGGAUAUAUUUAGGGUACGACCAUUUGGACCACUUAAACGAAAUUUACGACAUAUUAAAGAUCCUGUUCGAAAUUUACGUGUACAUAGGUAAGACAAUUAAAAGGUUUAACGACUACAAGGUGUUGGAAGAAGCAACCGUCAUAUAUGGCUACAACAUUUCAGUAAUUAAUGUUCUUUUCAAAAUUAUUACCGAACAUUUAUGCUUCCUUUUCGAAGUACUGUGUUAUUUUACUCCACACAUUUUGGUUUAUCCAAUCAUUUUGUUAUUCGCCAAUGAUGGGAUGAUGACUUGUACAGUCUCAGGGGGGAAUUCUGAAAAUGUGACGGAAACUCCUCCCAGGAGUACCACCCCGGUUAGCAGCAAAUACGCGUAUUUAAAACGAGCCGCAAAUAAUGAAGAGUUAAUAUGCAACAGUUCAAGUGCCUCACUAGAUUUGAGAAUAUUUAAGCUAUUCAGAGAAUUCCUAGCGAAUAAAUCUGCCACCAUGCCAGCCAAUCUAUCCACAAGGAUGCACAGCGUCUUUCUGCUGACGUGUAAAAAGGUCUUGUAUUACCAAAAGAGCGAACAGGACAUAAUUAAAAACUUAAGUUCGUAUAGCAGGAAGGGGAACAAAAAAAAGAAGGAAAGUAUAAUAAAAUUUGUGGACAACGCCCUUAACAACGGAAAUAAAACAAACUUAUCCGACUUUUUAAAUUUAUUUAAGAAUGGAAAAUUGCUUAACUGUACCAACUAUUUGAACUGUGAAAAUAUUAAAUUUUUAACGAGCAAGCUGAAUUAUAACUCCAGCUGUACAGAUAUGAAUAAAAGUACGCAGCUAAAUCAUUUGGACAAUAACAGUGUCGAGAAGGCAACCUCUCAGGUAGAUAAAGAAAAUACCAUUUACACUGCCAACGAUGUGGGGAAUGACCUUCCAGCUGAAGUUAACACAUCCAUGUUGAGUAACAACGAUUCUGUGGAUGAACAGAGAAGCAAAGAAUGGGUCCUUUAUCAUAUAAAAUUAAACAGCGAUAAGCAUAUUUUCCUGUACGACGAUUAUGAUAUCUUUAACAAUAUAAAAACGAAAAAUGAGGCAUUAAAUUGCGUUAACUCUAUGUUAUCGGAUAAAAAUUCUGCGACCAAAAAGGGAGAAACGUCUAACCUGAAGAAGCGGAAGGCCAUGGAUUCGACCAUGACGGAUGUGAAGAACUCCAUACGAGAGCGAGAUUUAAGGCGGCUGAAUAGGGAAAAAAGCAAAGUUGUGUAG